This is a messenger RNA of Etheostoma spectabile (orangethroat darter), 2147 nucleotides long. Its product is annotated as CD151 antigen. The coding region runs from base 183 to 944 and encodes 253 amino acids. The transcript is spliced from 8 exons. Gene Ontology annotation, cellular component: plasma membrane. Gene Ontology annotation, biological process: cell migration. Lineage: Eukaryota; Metazoa; Chordata; Actinopteri; Perciformes; Percidae. The record is from RefSeq and is a predicted model, not a curated record.
GGGGUGGAGUCAGCAGCAGCAGCUUCAGUGCGUGAGCUCAGCACUUUGAUUUCUGUUCCUCCCUAUUCCGCUAUCGGAGAGACCUUUAUCUGGGGAACGUGGAAUGAAAACAGACAACAUAUAGCAAUAGUACCUACACGCUGCGUCGCUUUAUAUCGAUAGAAGAGCAAAUAUACGAAAGCAUGGGGGUCUACGAGGAGAAAAAGGAAACAUGUGGAACCAUCUGCCUGAAAUACCUCCUGUUUAGUUUCAACUUUCUCUUUUGGUUGGCAGGGGGCGUUGUGAUGGCGGUGGGUGUUUGGACCUUGGUUGAGAAGAGCGACUACAUCAGCCUUCUCUCCUCCAAGACCUACGCAGCCUCCGCCUACAUACUGGUCCUCGCUGGAGCCAUCGUCAUGGUAACAGGCGUGCUGGGCUGCUGUGCCACCUUCAAGGAGCAGAGGAGGCUACUGCGAGUGUACUUUGUCCUGCUGCUGUGUAUCUUCCUGUUGGAGAUCCUGGCUGGCAUCCUGGCUUAUAUCUACUACCAGCAGUUGAAUGAGGAGCUGAAGCAGAACCUGAGGGAGACCAUGACCCAGAAGUAUCAACAGAGCAGCCAUGAGCACAUCACCAGGGCUGUGGACAAGCUGCAGCAGGAGUUCAAGUGCUGUGGCAGCAACAGUUCCUCCGACUGGGAGGCGAGCGUCUGGAUCCGCUCCAUCUACGCAAAAGGCAGGAAGGUGCCUGACAGCUGCUGCAAGACGCCCACCGAGCUCUGCGGCCUCAGGGACCACCCAUCCAACAUCUACAAGGUGGAGGGUGGCUGCAUCACCAAACUGGAGAAAUUCAUCCUGGACCAUCUGAAGAUCAUCGGAGCGGUGGGUGUUGGGAUCGCCUGUGUACAGGUCAUAGGGAUGGUGUUUACAUGCUGCCUAUAUCGCAGUCUAAAGGCAGAGCCGUAUUAGGAGAAGCAGCAGAAGAAGAAGAAGAAGAACAGUGUGUGGAUGAGGGAGGUAACUUCAUCACCGCAUGCCAUACCCAAAUAGCCCAUAGGUUCUUUUUCUUUGCUUUGCAAAUUUGGCAAGCGAUCACAUUUCACAUCUGAGGAUCUCAUUUUGGUAAACAAAGGGUGGAAAAACACCCCAAGGUUUCUUGAAGUAAUUAGGCUCUCAAAUUGCAGUCUGAGCUCCAUCUUGAAGAUCACAGUGCUGCGAGAAAAAGCCUCAGAGAGAAACCGAUGGGAAUUUUAACACCGGUUGUGGAAAUCAGUGUGGGACUCACUCCCUGGGACUAAAGCAUUGUAGUUUUCUCCUACCCCGAUUCCCUCAAUGUACGUUUGUUUGUGGACCAGGUGCUGCAGCCCGGAGGGCUGUAAAGAUCUGUGGAGGGAAACUGGCACUUUGCAGAAAAUGUUCCUCCUGGUCACAGCAGCUUUCCUUUCCGAGCAGCGAGGUUUAACAAGCCGAACUCCUUCAACUGCAAAAGCAUUUUGUUACCACGUUAACUAGCCAGUCAUGCAUUUUAAAUAUUCAGUCGAUUGUGGCCUUUUAAACUUUAGAACUAUUUACUUUUUAUACUUUGUAAUGGAUUACUCUCUGUAACACUUGAGGUGCUUUCUUACGAGCUAUUAUUUUUGCCUAAUCUGUCUUCAUAGUACAUGUCGGUGUUUGAUCAUUUCUUUACUCAAAUCAUCACGCGUGUGACAUUCAUGAAUCCCGAUAUGCCUUCCAUGUGGUGUAAUACCAUUUAUUUCUGUAUGAGCCUCUGUUAUCUUGUUCCAAAUGCAUGCAUACAGCAGUCCCACUGAUAUUGAUCAUAAGAGUGCCUCAUGUUUGCUUCUUUUUUAUAUAAGGGAUUAAUCCACUGAUGCCAAAACUGUCAAGCAUAACUUUGUGUAAGGAUCUACUGUAUCUCUUCCAGCCUUAUUCACGUUUCUACUGAUGUCUCUCUUUUUAGAUUGUUCUCAUAAAUGAAGAUUUUGUUUAGUUUUCUAUAGACCAUGAAUAUAUUAUUGUAUUUAACACAUUGGUAGGAAAUGAUAGUCACUCACUGUUGGCAAUGAUCUUUUCCUUUGUGCCUCAAAAACGACACUAAAUGGAUCUGCUGUAUUUCUGUCUUGAUAAUCCAGGAAUUAUUCUAGUUUGAAUAAACAUUGAUCACUAAUAACA